AUGUCUUUUUACGACCGUCCACUGGCGAACAACGAGAUCCGCCUUCUCCUGCUACGACCUUCGCCAGAUCCCACGGCUCCCAUCGAAUGUGACCCGGAGACUCGUUCAUUGAACGGGGAUGGCCCGGCCUACGAAGCCCUGUCGUACACAUGGGGCCCACCUUACCCAUCUCACGACGACGCCGAUAUCGUAUUCUCGUGCUACAAUGAGCAACCACGAGCAAUCACUCUUCGAGGCCAAGAAGUGGGUGUCAAAAGCAAUCUCUAUGACUGUCUGCUACGCUUUCGCUCGAAGGAGACUACUAGAGUUUUAUGGGUCGACGCUCUGUGUAUUAACCAACAGGACCUAGAAGAGCGGGCUCAGCAGGUGUCUAUCAUGUCGGAGGUCUACAAGCAGUGUACUUCGGCAUUGAUUUGGCUUGGUGAAGAAAUGCUAGAGCUGGACGUAAGCAUCAUCAUGCCACUGUUUAGCAGCAUUGUCGACCCUAUGUCCGGCUUCAACGAGUUCGACAAGUGGCUGUCUGCGGCGUCCUCGCAGACAAGCUUGACUGGAGUUAACACCCUGUGA
This is a messenger RNA of Saxophila tyrrhenica, 567 nucleotides long. RefSeq lists its product as uncharacterized. The record is from RefSeq and is a predicted model, not a curated record. Bases 1 to 567 code for a protein of 188 amino acids. The transcript has a single exon. Lineage: Eukaryota; Fungi; Ascomycota; Dothideomycetes; Mycosphaerellales; Extremaceae.